Molecule: messenger RNA, 6249 nt
Organism: Odontomachus brunneus
Lineage: Eukaryota; Metazoa; Arthropoda; Insecta; Hymenoptera; Formicidae
Product: GSK-3-binding protein-like
Exons: 1
Coding region: 2126-2728 (200 amino acids)
Cellular component (GO): cytoplasm
Source: RefSeq, a predicted model, not a curated record
GACCAUACGCCACCGUAUGUAUCGUCGCGAUUUUAUGCGUAAACAUAAGAUAAAAGAGUCCGUCGUCUUUUGAUCGAUGUGCGACUAUGUGCUCGCUUUCUCGUUGAGCGCAACAUCGAAGAAGAAGGGGAGGGAAAGGCGGGAAGGAGAAAGGAAGGAAGGGCUUUUAGAAGGAGAAGGCAGGUAAGCGAGGGAAAAGAACACGGAACGGGGAAGUGGCGUGGCGAGGAGUAUUAUCGAUUCGCCGGGGCUCGUGAGUUAACGGUUUGUUUACACGAACACGGAGACGGGUUGGGAGCAGCGGAGGGCAGGCGGGUAGGGAUGCGCGCGAUGCGCGCAUGCGCCGCGCGACCAAAACAAUAAUAACAGAGUAGAAGCAGAAGGUUCAUGGCUGGCGGACGAACGGACGAACGCUCGUUCCUCCCGUCUCGGCACAAGCUCUCGUCGAAGCCCGUCGAUUGAAAGUCCGCGCGCGCGGAGUCACGAAGAAGAGUUGACCCGUCGCCAUCGUCAUUGUCGUAGUCUAGCGGUAAACAAGAGAGAACGUGUACGGUCAGACGGACAUUUCGCGCCGCGUAUGUACGUUCCAAAGCGGCGCGAUCCGACACGGGCCGGUGCCUCAGGAAGAGUAGGAAGUAAUUCGCGUGGGAUUGUCUCGAGACGGAGUGACGUGACUACCUCGUAAUCGUGCGGUAAGACCAGUACUUUAUUGAUAUUCGAUUCGAAUCCGCAAGUGUUAUCUCGAGUGCUGUGUGCCGUUCGGCAUCUUUCGAGAAACUUAUCGAAACGAGAACCACGUCGCGGCAGGUUCCGCGAAAUUAAACAGAAUUGUGAUCUACCUCGAAGAGAAUCGCCAAGAGAGAGAGAGAGAGAGAGAGAGUGUAUGUGUGUGUGUGUGCGUGAGAGGGAGAAAGAAAGAUAUGGACAGUAAACUGAUAUUUAAUUCGAAAUCUACGUAGUGUCUUGUCUCUUCAUAACCGAGUCAUUGUUCGCUUCGAUUUUCUUUCUCGACUCGGCGUUACCUCAUCGUCAGAGCAAGGUGUGUGUAACGAGUGUGCAUACGUUGUGUAACUCUCGUGACCAUCGGCUAGUCUGGAGAGAGAGAGAGAGAGAGAGAAAAAGGCAGGGUGCGAGAGAAAUUCGGACGCCGUGCGUUCGUUCGAUCGCAUUUCGGAAGCAAAACAAUGCGCUGCUGGUGUAGCGCGUAGUCGGUGUGUAGCGUGCGCGCGUGUGUGUGUGCGUGCGUGAAUGCACGUAUACGUGUACCUGCUUGCAGCUGCCGCACGGGUGCGCUCGUGUGUGUUUGUUUAUGCGCGCGGCUAGCAGUCGCACGCUCGUACUCGCGCGGCAUUCAUUCAACAGUCAGCCGCGAUUCUACGCGCGACCCUCUGUAGUGUGGUCGUUGCCGUCAUCGUCGUCCCGAUCGUUUCGAAAGGAGCGAGCGGGGCCGAAAGCGCACGAAGCGACAAAGACGCGGCGAGGGUAAUCGUCGCGCGUAUUUGGCCAGUGAAUCACGCUCAACCCGUUUGAUUACGGCACGGACGCGCCUCGCCGGAUACAACGUGCAUAUAUAUACAAACACACACACAUAUAUAUAUAUACACACGCGCGCAUGCUGUUGUAUUGUUGUGACGUGUCUUCGUGCGGCACGACGUGCGGGUCGCGAGAACGAGAGAUCGGCUAGCUCUAUAAUUAUCGCUCGCGCCGAUCAGAGAACGACCGCGGUAUCCUUCCGCCGUGGGAAAAAGGAGGAUAUCCAAGUUUCCUCGUUCGCGGGAGAACGUUGCUUUUGUUUUCCGCGAUUUUCAUUGAUGGACUUCGUUCGCUCGGAGGAAAACACAAGUUGCAGCUAUUCUCUCCGUCUAUAUCAGUAUUGUGUCGCUGGAGUACCGUCUUAUCGAAGAUAAACACCGGCACGACGGAAACAGCAACGGCGGCAGUACAGAAAAAAGGAAGUUUUCCAGAGGAAAACAGACGACAACAUUCCGAAAAGAGAUCACACAAUAACACGUCGAGACUCUUUGUUUCCUCCAGUUUUCUACUUGGCUCGUUUCUGCCGCUGAGCGUUUUGCUCAAAAACACCCGUUUUCUGCGUUUUCACGUUGUCAACGCGCUCCUCGAGAAGAUGCCGAGUGCGGAAGAAACGACCUAUCAUCUGAUCAGUGUGCCGAUGCCGGACGGGGCGCAGGCGGACGCAUUUCUGGCGCGCGACGUCGAUCUGCUGGUCUCGCAGAUCAAGGAGAAUCUGCGGCUGUCCAGCUUGAAGGCCAAGUCCAGCAUCAGCCACAAAAACAGCCGGCCGUCGCCGUACCGUGUGCCAGCGCGUUCCUGGGCAGACCCAACCGCUGGCUGCGAGGUCUGCGGCCUGCGUCCUAAUCAACAGCAGCACCAUCAUCAUCAUCACCACAUGGCCGGUCAUCAUCACCAUCACCACCACCACUAUCAUCAUCAUCAGCAAAAGAGGAACGAGAGAAACAGGGUGAACGACGAUCCAUACGAGGUUCUGCAGGAGUUGCUGCGCGAAGGCGGUCUCAUUAAGGAGGCCGUGAAAAGGCUACAGGCGAAUCUCGACGAGUUGUCGAGCUCGGAGGUGGAGGAGGACGAGGAGGUGGUGGUCGACGAUGAGGACGACGAGCGAAGAUCCAGCGGCUGUUACCGCAGAAAACCGUACUUCUACGACUCCGAGGAUGAGCCGUUACCACCGAUGUACGAGCCAAUGGAACUGUGAGGCGUGCGACUGCGGCCUGCCUGAAGCAGAAGAAUGUAACACGGACCUGUCCGUUCUUUAGUUUCCUUCACGAGCGACCGCGGUGUCACUCCCUCUCGGGGAUAACCCUUCGUUCCCGACGGCGAUGAUCUCUGUUCCUUUCCGAGGAGGUGAAGAUGGAUUACAUAGUUCUCGACGUAAACGCGCGCGCCGGGGUUCUUUCGAAAAAAAAAAAAAGAAGAGAGUGUUUAGUUGGCGAAGAAAAAGAAAAGGUUUGUCUCACUCGUGAGAGGACUUGCUUAGCUGUGCGAGAACGUUCCGCGGGAAAAACGCGUGACGCUCACGCGCAAACAGCGCUCGUAGACGCGCAAUUAGGCGAGAACUCGCCUUACAUAGGCGUGUUUGUAAAUACGACGCGUUGUCGGCGCUGCGUGCCACAGCUCGCUCGCUUCGUAAUGCCUCGGCCGAGAUAGCUGUAUCGACGCUCGCGGGCCUACGUGGAAGACUUAUGGCCGCAGCGGCCCGCAAAUCGCUCCGUCACCGUUUCAAACGCGCUCGCCGGACGUUCCUUUCUCGCAGAGCGCACCGCGUUGCGCACCAUACCGCGCUGUGAGAUGCUCAUCGGUAUCCGAAAUUACUGGAGAGUAUCGCGGCGAGGUAAUCGUUACGUCAGCUUGACGCGAUUCCACACAGGGUAAUUCGAAAGAAAAAAUAGAAAAAAGUCGGACACUCUUACAUCGCUUAUUUCGUUGAUAUUUUGCGCGCCUAACAUUAUCAAUAGAUAUCUCGUAGGUCAGCUCUUGUGCGUCAUGACAGAUCGCGGCACGUACACAAUUGGCUUCAAAGAGCGAAAUAAAUCACCUGUGUCCGCGACAAGCCACGCCGACCGAGCCGACUUUUGCUCCAUUUUCUGCUACAUACACUGCUGCGUACACUGAAACACAUCUCGGGCUCUUUUGCUGAAUCACCCUGUACGGUUGCGUUCGAUAUGCACACAUUCGACGUUCCGUACCGCGUAUCGCCGAUAUCUGUAGAUAUUUGAAUUUAUUAAAAGAUACCGCGAACGAUAAUCGUAAUGUCGGCUCGCGAUGGGUUCCUUCCUACAGAAGUUGCGAAGAAUCGAAGAGAUAUCGCGUCGUAUCAAUUUGUGAGCGUUGUUGCUCCACUCUUGAUAUGUUUCGAUAAUUGUUAAGAUAUCGGCGAAAUGUCGUUAUCACUGUACUGAAUAUCCAUCAACCGUACAACCGAUUCGAAGCUCUCGCACGCUGUGUCGAUUGCCGAGUAAAUUGUCGCCGCGUGGAGCGCGUAGCUUCGGAGACGCGCUACCACCCGCAAAGAAAUUCCGAAUCGCGUGGAAGGCACGUCGCAGCUUCCUAAGGGAAAACGAAGGAAUCCGAGAGACGAGUCGCAUGCAAUGGAAAAGAGGAUCUCCGCGAGUUUGUCCGAUUACACACGGGAUCUUUCGAAAUUCGCAAAGAAUGUCUCGGAUCUUGAAAUACAGCGCGCGAGCUUUUAGCAUGUCUCCGCGGAUGAUCGCGCGAAAAUAACAAUUCUUUGCCGCGGUUCGGCAAAAAUGAUGUCGGCGAAUAUCGAAUACGCGCGAGUACGGGGCCGGGAUACAUGUAUCGGCGAGGAUGUCCUACAGACUGUCAUGCAGGACCGUCGAAUCCCUCCUCGGGGAUUACACGAUCUAAUUUGAGCGAGAAGCGACGGAUAAACCGCGCCCGUGAUCAAUCAACGAUUAUCGAUGCCUUUUGCAUUGUGCGGAAGUAUUAAGAGCACACAAACGUUGCGAGAGAAAAGAAAGGACAUGCAUACAGUCACACACACGCGCACGCGCACACACACACACACACACACACACACAGUGAUCUCAUUUAUUUUUUCACGAUGCGCGCAGCGAGCGGACCAGCCGAUCGAUGCGAGGCGAGAUCAUUGAUAGCUUAGCUUAGGUUCGGUUUAGUUCCCGACAGCUACGCUCUUAACCCUAAACGGUAUAAAGACACUGUCAUCCCUUGAAAGCGGCGAGAUAACAAUAAAAUGAAUCGUAAUGUACCGAGAGGAGACUGAACCUCGACGUCUGCAAGAAUGUAUUCUGAAAAAUGAGAUACAUUGUACGCACAAGCGGAUGCCUUGAAGCCCACUUGAAAAUAUGACUUUCCUUAUCGAUGGAACCUUAUACCGCGAGGGUAUAACAAUCGUAAUCCGUAAACGAGAGGAACUCGCGUCAGAUAAACAUGAGCUUCGACGUAAAGCAUCUCGCACGGCAGGCCUAUAAAUAAUAAUAGGCUUUGAGGUAAAGGAGAGACACCGCGAGAUGGGAUGUCGAUUAUAUCGUUUAGGGUUAAUUCGGCGCGCUGGAGUAUUAAUGGAGGAGUGGAAAAUGUCAAAGAUGUAGAUAACGUUCACGUUGCAGAAAAAGGGAUGAAAAAAGCGAAAAGUUAAAUGGAAAGGACACCACAUGACGCGAAGCGUUAACGUGGACUUGCAUAAUAACAUAUAGCUUUAUAUAUCUUCCUCUCUCUUUUUCCUUCUCUCUCUCUCUCUCUCUCUCUCUCUCUCUCUCUCUCUCUGUGCAUGUUUUAGUGCAUAGUUACUUAUCGCUAUCGAUCGCUAGGAGAUACACUGAGUUGAUGUUAUAUACACCGCUACCCACACGUGUAAGAACAUUGUACGCGUGCGUUGUGCAAGUUCGCGACGAGAUGGAUUCUCCGCCGCACACGGAGACGGGAGGAAAAAUCCAUCUGUAACGGAAGGUCCCUGUGUGGCAGCUGUGACGUCAUGAGCUAACUCAAUUAUUGAAAGAGGCUGUUACUCCUGGUGCAUGACCGUCGUCGCUAUCACGUUACUGCUCGAUAAUAGCGUCGCGACACACGGGUAUAUCGUUAAUAACAAUGGGUCCCGCGUUAUUUCUAAACCUUGCAAUCAAUUGACGCAAAUAAGCCUUCGAUUAUUCCGGUCGGCUCGUGACGUCAUUGACUGGCACAGCGUCCGGGAUUUUCUAUUUGAGGGAGAGACAGUGUUGGUAAAUGCGGUCGCCACACUUGCGGUGACGCAAUGAUACGACACUCGUAGCGAUACGUAGCGAAGGAAACGAUCGUGCGUAACGAUCCGCGCCGUGCGGGUUCUCGUCGCUUUCGUCGACGUAGCCGCCUUAUCCGACUAAUUAGAUAAGUUAGCAAUUAGUACACAUCGCGUACCUACCUACUGCGAGCGCGGCGAACGAAUUGCGUCAGGAUUCAUCACAGUUCCGACGGAGAAUGCUUGUGUGUACUCGUGUUUACUUAUGUACGUGGAGAGAGCGUACGUGGAAAUUACGUUAGAGUCUCUUUCAUUCUUUUUUCUUUCCCUUGUGAUGAUGAGUGAGUAGUCCCCCGUUCUUUUCUAAGUUUUGCCGUUAAGAAGGGUGCAUUACGGAAACUAUAUCUCGUUGUGAUCGUUGGGCUCGCAUGUCCGACACAAGUCUUACUAAUUAAUUAUGAGAAUAAUGAUAAGGAGGAAAAAUAAUGAAAAAUAAACAAGUUCAAAGUUUCGAAGGCAGA